CCUUCCGCGGCUUCUCCCUCCCCUCUCUCUCUCUCACCCUCUCUCUCUCUCAAAGCGUCUGGUACGCGUUUUCUCUCUCCAGUCCCUCUCCCUCUCCCUCUCUCAUGGCGGCCAAUCAGAAAACCCAACUGGACGAGAAAUGGGAGGCGUGCCUAGACAUCACUCUUCGCCGCUCUUUUUACUCUACCAUAGCGGGCACACUCGCUGGUCUCAUUUUCUUCAGGAGCCCUACAGCUCGAUGGGCAUCUGUAGCCUUUGGUGCAGGAAUGGGUAUUGGCUCGGCCUAUAGUGACAGCUCUCGAAUUUUUGGUGGGUCUUUUCCAAAUUGGCCACCGUCUUCAGGAGCUCCUUCCCCAUCAUCAACUCCCUCUUACCCAAGUGACUGAUCAGUGAUCAACAAAGGCAUAUGAGGAGUGGUGUUUGCUUUGAGGUGAUGAAUUUCAGAAUUGAGCUUUUCAUUCGAUUUUUCUUGCUGUAAUUUGAUAUAAAUGUGCUUUUAAGAAUAAUUUUUCCUUUCAACUCCUUUUUGCUGCCAAAUGGUUUUUGCUUGGAAUUGGAGCUGGCCACAUGCAAUUUUUUGUUUUUGCUGUGGCUGGUAUGAAUAUGUACUUUUAAGAAUUUGUGAAAUGCUUAAUAACGAGUCAUUUUCUGAAAAUGAAUGCAAGAGAAAAUAUUUCCGUUC
This is a messenger RNA of Amborella trichopoda, 682 nucleotides long. NCBI's taxonomy places the organism in Eukaryota, Viridiplantae, Streptophyta, Magnoliopsida, Amborellales, Amborellaceae. The record is from RefSeq and is a predicted model, not a curated record.